AUGGGUGGCCAAUUUUACACUGGCUGUGUCGUAUGUGGCAUUGAAGCCGGCUUUGGCUUCUGUCAAUCGAUUUGUGUUCAUUACAGGGAUUUGAAGGAGUCGGGUCAGGGAGCCCAGCUGCUUUGGCUCGAUGCAGACGAGUUGGAAAGGACGUAUCGCUUCCGGGAGAAGGAAGAGUGGGUGGAUACUUUACGUCUAAUCUAUUUUGAUCGAUCGAGCCAGGCGUACCGACUAUCCGGUAUUGCACAUCUUGCAGAUCCCAGAGAGACCUACUUCAAGGCUCCAAUCGACAGGAACCAAGCAUGCAUUGGCUUAACCAACCGAGACCCAUCCGGUCUCGUCAGGUACCACUCUCAGAAUGUCGCUUUGUGGUCCAGAUCAUUGGCUAAGCCGGUGGACUGGCGUGAAUUUGCCUUUGCGGUUCAUGCCUCAUGUUGGUCAUUGACCCUGAGAUUUGUUGAUCCUGACGCGGAGAAUCAUCUCCAUACCAUCCUUGCUGUCUCAUUAAAGAGGAUGACGGAACUCCACACCGAGGAGUUUCUGGUUUGGGAUACAUGGACGAAGAAGCGACGCGCACAGGAUCCCUUUCGAAUCCCGGUCGUCGGGAGGCUGAUCGAAGAAUGCAAGCGACGACGGGCUCCGGCUCUGCGCCGGUCCUCCCGAGUGAGGUCCAGGAUGCCGCGGCUAAAUCUGCCUUGCGACAUUCUUUGCUUGAUUCUCGACAGGUUGGACUACCUGAGCGUCCGACAGUUUUGUCAGGCCGUACACUGCCCCCCGAUGGACAGCUAUUGGCGCUGUCGAGCUGCUCCUUAUCUCCUCGAGCUGAACGAGAUCCGACAUGAAGACCUUUACUGGCGACACCUGUGCCUCGAGAUUGAAAAAUUCCGGAGGACUAGCGAGACCUUUUGGGCUCGAGAUCGUACACUGAAAAUACUGUGUCAUAACAAGGAUGCUUACCUGCGGAAUCUGAAGAAGGCACAACCCCUCAGCCCAAAGGAUGUUAUCAAUCAUAUCCAAUUUGGCGUGGAACAUGAUACGGCGCAUAAUCGUAUAUUCAAGUAUCCUGAUGAGUUUAACUAG
Molecule: messenger RNA, 1080 nt
Organism: Aspergillus thermomutatus
Lineage: Eukaryota; Fungi; Ascomycota; Eurotiomycetes; Eurotiales; Aspergillaceae
Exons: 3
Coding region: 1-1080 (359 amino acids)
Source: RefSeq, a predicted model, not a curated record